GGCGCGGAAGCAGGAGCUACUAGGCACGAAGCUGGCGGCGCGCGGAUGCUGGCGGCGCGGCACGUCGUGUGCGCCCUCUCCGGCGGCGUGGACAGCGCCGUGGCCGCGCUGCUGCUGAGGCGGAGAGGCUACCAGGUGACGGGGGUGUUCAUGAAGAACUGGGACGCGCUGGAGGAGCAGGGCGUGUGCACAGCCGACAGAGAUUGCGAGGAUGCGUACCGGGUCUGCCAGGUCCUGGACAUCCCCUUCCACCACGUGUCCUACGUGAAGGAGUACUGGAACGACGUGUUCAGCGAUUUUCUGAGUGAGUACGAGAAGGGGAGGACGCCCAACCCGGACAUCGUCUGCAACAAGCACAUCAAGUUCAAGUGCUUCUUCGAUUAUGCUCUGGGAAAUCUCGGAGCUGACGCUGUUGCCACGGGCCACUACGCGAGGACCUCGCUGGAGGACGAAGAGGUCUUCCAGCAGAAGCACGUCCGCAGGCCGGAAGGGCUUUUCCGGAACCGGUUCGAGGUCAGAAACGCGGUGCAGCUCCUCCAGGCAGCCGACAGCCUUAAAGACCAGACCUUCUUUCUCAGCCAGGUUUCCCAGGAGGCCCUGAGGAGAACCCUCUUCCCUCUGGGGGGGCUAACCAAAGGUUUUGUAAAGAAAAUAGCCGCUGAGAACGGACUCCAGCACGUGCUGCAGAGGAAGGAGAGCAUGGGCGUCUGCUUCGUUGGCAAGAGAAACUUUGAGAACUUCAUCCUCCAGUACCUGCAGCCUCGGCCCGGCCGGUUCGUCUCCAUAGAAGACGGCCGAGUCCUGGGAGCGCACAAAGGCUGGUUCCUGUUCACGCUGGGCCAGAGGGCCAGGAUCGGCGGCCUGCGCGAGCCCUGGUACGUGGCGGAGAAGGACGGCGCCACGGGCGACGUGUUCGUGGCCCCCCGCACGGACCACCCGGCCCUGUAUAGGGACCUGCUGCGCACCGGCCGUGUGCACUGGAUCGCCGAGGAGCCGCCCGCUGCCCUGGUCCGCGACAAGAUGAUGGAGUGCCACUUCCGCUUCCGCCACCAGAUGGCGCUAGUGCCCUGCGUGCUGACCCUCAAUCAGGACGGCACCGUGUGGGUGACGGCCGUGAAGGCUGUGCGGGCCCUCGCCCUGGGGCAGUUCGCCGUGUUUUACCGCGGGGGCGAGUGCCUGGGCAGCGGGAAGAUCCUGCGGCUGGGGCCGUCCGCCUACACCCUGAAGCGGGGCCAGGGCCAGCCUGCAGCCGCCACGGAGGGCCCCGGCGACGGCCCAGCCUCCAACCCCGCAACCUGAGCCCUGGAGCGGACACGGAGGAGCAGAGCCUGGGGCGCCGGGCAGCUGGGGGCCCGGCCGGGUCUGCUGCCCCCCAGGGGGCCUGGAGGACUUGCCCACGUGGAUUCCGUCUCAGAUGCCCUUCCACAGGGCUCCCCGUCCCUACCCCCGGGGGGGUUCCACCCUGGAGCACCUGGAGGGGCCGGGGGGCGGGGGGGGCUGCAGGGACAGU
Molecule: messenger RNA, 1510 nt
Organism: Phyllostomus discolor (pale spear-nosed bat)
Lineage: Eukaryota; Metazoa; Chordata; Mammalia; Chiroptera; Phyllostomidae
Gene: TRMU
Product: tRNA mitochondrial 2-thiouridylase
Exons: 11
Coding region: 46-1299 (417 amino acids)
Biological process (GO): tRNA wobble position uridine thiolation
Cellular component (GO): mitochondrion
Molecular function (GO): sulfurtransferase activity
Source: RefSeq, a predicted model, not a curated record